Messenger RNA from Opisthorchis viverrini, 1221 nucleotides. RefSeq lists its product as hypothetical. Bases 1 to 1221 code for a protein of 406 amino acids. The transcript has 6 exons. Lineage: Eukaryota; Metazoa; Platyhelminthes; Trematoda; Opisthorchiida; Opisthorchiidae. The record is from RefSeq and is a predicted model, not a curated record.
AUGGUUCUAUCUUUAUACAGGCUGCAAAACAGAUACAGUCCAGUACGGAUGAUUAUUUCGGCUGAGUUAUACAGAAUUCGUAUUUUAUCAGUGUUCAGACUUAGCUACCGAAGUGCAAUCGAUCGCUGUUACUCCGUCGGUGCUGUUCAGUCCACGCAAGAUAGCUCCAACCCUUAUCUUCUGAAAACCCACUGGACCGAUGCGUCAGAACUGGCUGACCAUCUUUUCAAGCGAAUUGUUGCUGUCAAUGAACAUUUUGUUGUUGUGGAUAAGCCUGCUGGUCUAUCCGUUUGGGGCCAUGCUCUUUCAAAGUUGGAAGCCCUGAAGCUCCUUCGACCCAAGUGCGCAGAUGAUGGAGUUCAUCUGUCGAUAAAAGACUGUCUUCCACAUUUGUGCAAACUGAUCGACGAUGCGUCCUCGACAGGAACAUUCAGCCAAAGUCCGGUCUAUACAUUCUCUCAUUUGCCGGAUGGAAUGAAUCCACCUACAAGCCUAUCCAACACGAUCCCGAAAUUGUAUAUUGCUGAGUCUCUCCCAGCUUCUUACUCAGGCCUCAUACUUUUGGGUCGAACACAGGAAUAUACCACCGCAGCGCAGAAAUUCUACCGCGCCGCUUUGAAGGGAAAGUGCGCAGAUGAUGGAGUUCAUCUGUCGAUAAAAGACUGUCUUCCACAUUUGUGCAAACUGAUCGACGAUGCGUCCUCGACAGGAACAUUCAGCCAAAGUCCGGUCUAUACAUUCUCUCAUUUGCCGGAUGGAAUGAAUCCACCUACAAGCCUAUCCAACACGAUCCCGAAAUUGUAUAUUGCUGAGUCUCUCCCAGCUUCUUACUCAGGCCUCAUACUUUUGGGUCGAACACAGGAAUAUACCACCGCAGCGCAGAAAUUCUACCGCGCCGCUUUGAAGGGAAAGCCCCCAUGGCGGAUGUACCAGCAGUUCCUCGCUGUUUGUUUGAACAAACCAUUCACCUUAUGCGCCAACAAUGUACGCUUUCCUGUGGGCACCUUCGCGCUAAAUGAACAUCUGCAUGUUGGAUAUAGGGAAAGUCUGACCUUUUUGUUCAGUUGGUUGGUAGCUGUAGAAACGGCGGAACAGUUGCAUGUUCCUGUGGACUUAUUUUUCGGACAGAAAAGCUGGAUUUUGAAAUAUGCGAAGAAUGCAAACGCAGUUCGCCUGACUUUAUUGUCUUUAUGCCAUCCCCUAAAGGGAAACAUUGAGUAG